AUGUCAGCACCGCGAGAAAGUAUCAUGACGGCACCGUCUGGAUCUGUGAACAGUAACAAGUUUAAUAUUGUAGGAUCCGGGACAAGUAAUAACGUUCCAGCAGCUGGGGGAGGAGCAGUAGAAGGACAUGGUGGUGCAAAUUUUAGCAAUACCAGCAUCAGUGCAGUACCACAACCCUCGACUGGCGGGAAUGUUCUAAUUCCGGAUGCCGCUAGUAACAAUCGCCUUCGACACCAUCCGGUCCAUCAUCCAGCUAUGGAAUGCAAUGAAACCGUUGCAGCUAGUGGCUUACAGCAGCUUUCUAAUGUGGCCGCACUCAAGCUGAGGGGCGAAUGCGCUGGCCCCACCACAGUACAGUAUUCCAAUAUGAUCUGCACAAGUUACGGUGCGACGACGGCAACCGCAACGACGACUACUAUGUCGACGACGCUAAGCAGCAAUAAUAGUAGCAGUAAUUUUAGCAAUAGCAGCGUCGGCGCCACCACUCUGAGUACCAGUAACAGCAAUAGCCACAGUAGUAAUAGUAGUAGUAACAACAGUAUCAAUGUAAUACCGGGCCAGAGCCCAACGUUGGGAACGGGCGGAGACGUUGGCAAUCGUAUGCAAGUGCUAAGCAAUGUGACGUUGGUGUCGAAGGGUCAGCAACCUCAGCAGCAACAGAUGCAAUUACAAAUGCCGCAAACGACGGCCACCUUCAAUUACAUCGAUUCAAGCGGGAAAAACAUAAACGUGUACACUUCGAUCUGUGGCAAGCUAAGUUCCAGCAAGCUGAUCAGUUUGCCGAUAGCAAAAAUGAAAAAUCUCAACAACCAUCAGCAGCACCAGUUCGUCGGUUCGCAGCAGCACCAGCUAUUGUCGUCUUCCUCGUCCGUUUCAAUGCCUCAGCAACAACAUGUACCGACGGUGUCGAUCGCUGGUGGCAUCCUUACCAGUACCAGUAACAGCAGCGGUAACAGCAUUGGCUCAACGUCGGCUACAACAACGAUGGUCCAGAAGCUUACGAUGCCUCGAAACAUUCAGCUUGUAACGCGAAUACCAACAUCCAACAGUAGCGGAGGGCCGACAUCCAAUCAGACGGCUACAACAGCGCUUAGCAAUGGCAGUCGUAUACUGCAACAGCCCCAGACAAUUCAGUACAACAACACGAUCGGACAGAUUCAGGAUACUGGGGGCGGAGGAUUAGCGACGAUCGGUGGAACACCGAUAGAGCUGAAAAAUGUUGUAACCGCCCACGUAAAACCAAUCCCUGUAACGAGCAAGAGCAAGGUUAGCCAGAAUGCAUCACUCAAAAUGUUGCAACAGCAGCAACCAAGACUGUCAAACGUGACGCUAAAGCCACUCGCCGUCAUGAAGCAGCAGCAGCAGCAGCUGCAACAGCAGCAAUCAUCGACAGCGGUUAAUGUGAGCUUAAAAACAGUCCGAAAUAACCAAUCGUCGCAAAAGGGAGCAGGCACCAUUGGGAGCAACGUAACGCCGAGCAAUGUUUCAUCUUCGAUGUUUUACAUGAAGAGCAAUAGCGGGCCCGCAUCUGUACCAUCCGGAGGGUCACUGGAGUUGCAACAGAUGGGAGGAACCGUACCGACGUCGUCCGCUUACACUACAUCAACCGCACAAGCUGUCUAUCACAAUGCCCAAGCCAUUCAGCAACAGGCGCAGAUGAUGAUCCCUGUAUCAUCCUACGCCCAGAAUAACAGUAGUAGCAGCAAUAGUAUAAGUGCUGGAACUGCUACGCCGCUAAACAGCAUAAAAUUGACGGCUCCAAUUCACCAUAUCCUAGGUGGAUCUAAACAAUCUGGCACCACGGGUGUUAACAUGCUGAAAGCGGGUAAAAAUCAGCUGAUACAGAUACAUCAGGUAUCAUCGCAGUCCCGUACGCAAUCUCCACAGCUGCAGAGCUCGUUCAUUGGUAACAAUGUUGGUGUAAGCGGAAUCCAACAGCAGCAGGUCGUGUUGCAGCACCACCAACAACAACACACACCCGGAGCUACAAUGAUGAUAAACGUACCCAAUUCGCUCACAAAUAGCAAAGUACCUAGUGGUAGCCGGUUCACACCUUCUUCGAUCGGUAGUGCGACUAACUACAUUGUGAGUUCCUCCGCAUCUAGCAUGGGAGUGUUCGGAACUGCUGCAACAUUAACUACGACAAGUUCAUCAACAAUCUCAGCACCAACAGUAGGUGGGAGCGGUCAUAAAGGAUUAAACAAUCUCUACACGGCUGCUGCCACUGUUGGAGGAUACGAUCAGCAGACGCUUGUCGAUGCGGUGUCAAAAUAUGCCAGUGGAAAGAGCGCUGCAGGCAACACCCUAUCGAAUGUUAUUAAUCCUUCGUCGUCGAAAUCUGGCAAAGGUGCUGGAGGUCGUGGACGCCACAAUAGCGGCAGCCAAUUUCAGCUACAUACUUCCGUUGCCUCGUCUCCACCGGUUCCUCCCCAGCACUACGUGUCAUUGGACCAUCAGUUGCCACCGUCGUCAGGAAUAGAUCAGCAUCCAUCAGCACAACAAACGUCUGUAAAUCAUACGUCAUCGUCACCGUAUCGUUAUGCAUAUACCUCCUCCCCAUCGAGCCUGACAUCCGGCAGGACGACAGUACCGCAACAGUCUGGAGCAAAUUCAUCCGGCGAUGCAGAUAUGAUCUAUUUGAACGGUCAGUCGGAUGAAACGGCCACAGCGAGAAUAUUACAGAGUUUGUCGCAAAAAUCGCACGAAACCUCCGGCAGUAAUGCGAAAACCUACGCCCGACACCAUUCAUACGAUCCAUCGCAAUCCUCCGGUACAGGAACCGGGGCUGCAAAUAGGCAUCGGUAUGAUUCGUCUGGAUCGACGGACGGUCGUAGAAUGAGCGGGUCUGUCGAAGCUACAACGAUCCUGUACGCGGACAGUAUUCCAUUGCGAGAAUGCAAUACGACAAACACAAUCCAACAUCCCGCACACUACUCCGCCCGGGACGAUGACGAAGGAAACAGCAUCGAAGUGCGCCCAGGUCCGGUGGAUCCGUCCGCCGGUCUUUACUAUAUCCUGCAGGCCAUAAUGCAGGAUCACACCUACUGUGAGCCCGUUUCGUCGAAUGUUACAGAACAACACAGGAACGCUUUUCCACCGGGAGUUAUUUCAUCAAAUUUGCAAAAUAUCCCAUCGAAUGCUGCAGCAAUAGUCCCCGGUUCCGUUAUGUCUGGUGUCGAUACAAGCAGCUCGACGGUGGUAACCACGACACCGUUGUCUUCGGGGUUGAAUUCUGCAACGACGACGAUGACCGCUCCGUACGUUCCCUCCAGUAACAGUUCGUCCAUAGUAAUACCAUUGGCACAGAUGAACUUGGCAAAGUUGACUUCAGCAGCUGUAGCGAGCGAAUUGUUAGGAAACACGAAAGGAAAUCCCGGCGGUAUGUUCGAGUAUCUGUACCAGGCUAAGGGGGGAUUGUCUACAGCUCGCCCGGGUGCUAACGACGAUAAUGACGAUACACAAUCGGUAAUUAGUACUGGUUCCCGUGCGGGACAUGAUAAUGACUUGGGUGAGGAAACGGAUACGGCUCCGGAGGGUGAAGGGGAAGACGACUCCGUUACGCGUUGCAUCUGUGAUUUGACGCAUGAUGAUGGCUAUAUGAUAUGCUGUGAUAAAUGCUCCGCCUGGCAGCAUGUCGAUUGUAUGGGAAUCGAUCGAAUGAAUAUACCGGAUGAGUACAACUGCGAGCUCUGUCAGCCCCGUCCCGUCGACAAAGCACGCGCACGUCAGCUGCAGCUGCACAAGCGCAAAGAGCAGAGCCUGUUUUUCGCUAACAACAAUGUUACAGUUUCGGGAGCAACAUCCUCGUCGGCUGUAACAUUGACGGAAGCAGUUGUAUCCGGUGCGAAUCAGCAGUUGCCACCGACACCACCGCUGAGUGUGAAGGGAGGCAACCAACACCAACAGUACGGCCAUCAUCAGCAGCAGUAUCAGUACAACGAUGUUAUGUCGCAUUCGCAGCUGCAGGGACACUUGCAGCAGAGUAAUGGUUCCACCGGAACAAAUCAUGCCGCCCCAGCUACGCCUGCGAGAGGUUCGAAAAAGUCAAAAUCCGGAGGCAUUGGCGGGUCGCGCAAGAAAUCGGACAGUAUUUCAUCUUCCACGUCGAUAAACUCUUUGAUGGGAGGCACAAAUAAUGUUAGUAACAUUGUAAAUGCUAUGAGCAUGGUACCGAUCAGUUCGUUCACACCGUCAGCGAUGGUGAUGAGUAGUAGCGAAGGUGUGCCAUUGGGAGGUGCUAUAAUUCCGCCUGGCGGAACAAUGAUGGAUCCAGCUGCAGCAAACAUGGCCGCAUUGGCAUUAACCGCGUCGCAGAUGGGCGGUGGGCUACCUGCUCCAAUGUCAACAGCAUCCGUACCAAUGUACUGUGAUAGUAGCAAUAGUACCGGUGGAGUGACGAAAAAGCUCGGUAAAAAAGCCGAUACAGCCCUAAGCAAUCGUUUGAAUGGUGGCAAGCGUGUGGUAGCAGGCAAAGAGCUACGUUCCGUUGCUAUCGGUGCGUCUUCGGUCGCUGCAUCGCGACCAUCGAAGAAAAAGUCGAAGAGUGCGGAACAAAGCACGGAAAAGCUGAUGAACAUGAUACGGACCUGGAUAGACAGUUACGAGCGUGCGACAACGAAUCAUUACUCGCCGGAGUUGAGAGCUCGGUUGCAAGCGUUCGCCAAACUGCAGGCACAGAACCCCCUGUUGACGGACUGUCGGCUGCUAACGGUGCCGGGUGGAGUGAAUCAACCGCCACGUUGUACCACCGUGCCGCACGCGGGCGGAAAAAUACUUAUCGGUAUGAGCGAUAUCGAACCUCGGACACCGAUUAUUGAGGUCCGCGGUAAAUACAUGCUUACCACCCAGCACAAACAGCUCCAGUCGCUGUUUAACAUGGCUGCGAAUGGUAAGCUAAGCCAGAACAAGAAUGCCGGUCCGUUCCUAUUUCUCUACCAGUUACCAGCCGCUGGCUGUGGUGGGAUGGAGCUCUGCGUCGAUACGCGCACGUACGGUAACGAUGCAAGGUUCGUGCGACGAUCCUGCCGACCUAAUGCAGAGCUCUUGCACAGCGUAGAAAAAGGCGUGGUGCAUCUGUACAUCGUAGCGACUACAAACAUAAAAUCGAACACAGAGAUUACCAUCCGUCACGACGAACAGCUGAUUCAUCGAAUGGGAGGUGUCGUCAUACUUACGCAUACGACUGUAACGAACGUGUGUGCAUGCGGUUUGAUUAAAGACUGUGCGUAUUCGUCACAGCUGAACGAUUCGACGGGAUUAACCGGUGGUUCUGCUCCAGCAGGUGGAAGCACGGUAGCUCCUGCUGGAACUGCAGGAACUGUAGGUGCAAAGAGUAGUGGGAAGGUUGGCUCGAAACGGACACUUGGCGAGAGUGGGCUCGAUCAGCCUGGAAAGGGAAAAUCGAAGAAGACUCGCAAUAACAGCACCAGUCGGUCAGUCGAUGGGCGUAAUCGAUCAAUUUCUUCCAGUGGUGGUGAGGGCGAAUCCAUGUUUGGAACACCUCUGGGUGCAGGUCAGUCAGGAUGUAUGAUGUCACCACCAACACCCACUACCAUGCAGCCAGUAGCCCAACAACAACCGAACAUACAUCAAGAACAUCCACAGCAACCGCAAGCGAUGAUGCUGGGUCCACCGGUGAUGGGAUCUCCAUUACCACAGCCCCAAGGAAUCGCAGCUAUUGGAUCACCUUUUAUGUAUUGCCAAGCGCCAGUAGCAUCACCACAUCAUCCGUCAUCCGGCCCACAGCAAACGAGUACCAUGCCUCCGACGUCACCAUAUCAUCAGUACGAUAUGAAUGCACCACUUCGUUCACCACCAGCUCAUAUGACACCGGUGCAAUCUCCACAGCAAACACCUCCACUGUCUGGUGGUGCACCCAAUCCACUGAUGGCAAUAAAUACCGGUGUACCGCAACCCUUGACCCUUCCUCAUCAAUCACCUAUCAAGAUGCAGCAGCUCCAGCAGCACUUCCAUGAGCAACAACCGGAAGCGGCCGCUGCCCUGCUGGCCAUGGCAUCCGGUGGUGGAUGUAUCGGGUCUCGGCCGGGAACGGCGGCACUAGAUGCAGCGCUUCUCGAACAUGGGACGCGCAUGGAGCUGAUCCAGCAGCAGCAACAACUGCAUCGCCUCGAAAUCAUGGAGGAUGUUAUGAAGAUACAGAUUAAGCCUUCCCCGCCUGCAUCACCACUAAAACCACCGAUUACUGGUCCAAGAAGUUCGCCCGUGUCUCUGUUGCUAUCACCGAAUAAAUCCAUACCACAACAGCAGCAGCAGCAGCAGCUUACCUUGGUCGGAACGAAGGAGAUCAGUGGAACAGUCCUAUUUCCCCAGCAGGGUACAGCUCAGAUCAAACAAGAACCGGGAGUACCGGGUGCGGUCAAUGUAGAUGUGGUAGAUUCGGUUAAGAAAGAGUUCUGGGAAGCGAAGGAAGUACAGUUGCAUCCUAGCGGCGUUGCACCGUCAGUAUCUACUUGCGACGGGAAGGAGGUGAAAGAUAGUUCGUGUGAGGUGAAGGACGAAAAAUCGCCUCUGUCGCUUGAGAUUGAGGAAAAGCUGGUGCCAACCACAACCAUGGCAGGUGAGAGUGGUAAUGUUACGAUUAAAGCAGAACCGACACCACCUCCGAUGCCAUUCGGUGAGAAAAAACAGGAGCAGCAAUCGCCUCCACAACCAUCCACUCCAGUGCUAGAACAACAACAACCACUGGUUGUGGGCACUACAGGAUCUGUUCCAUCAUCUCCACAUAAGCGCUCCAGUUCACCGAACAAUCACCAUCACCAUCAUGCUGGACAUCAACAUUCGUCGAGCAAAAGCAAGAGGAGUAGCGCAAGCGGAGAACAGCAACAUACACGCUCGGAGAAAAAGCAAGCGGCAGAAAAGCCAAGUCGUAAGCUGACCCGUGAGGAGCGGAAAAUGGAAGCGAUAGUGAAGGCAUUUGCAAAGAUGGAACAAUCGCAACAACGCAAACAGGAGCUGAAGGAGCAAAAGAAGGACGGUGUUUCAAUUCCGGGCAGUAAGCGACGCAGCGUUUCUACUUCGAAUGCCGGAAUGGGAGGUAAUAUGUCCGAUGACGGUGCGAUCGAUGGUCCAGCUGGUGCGCUGUCAACAUCCAGCGGUGCAUUGUCCGCUAAUACUUCUUGCGAUGGUGUAAAUGUCGAUCAUUCGUUCGGGACCUCGUUCAACGCCAGUUCAUUCUCCAGCGGUGGCAGUUGCAGUGGAAGCAGCAGCAGUGGCGGUGGCAAGCGGAAAACUAGCAUCCGAUCAUCUUCUAAAACGCGUUCAUCGAAAAAGAAGAAGAGCAAGGCGGUCAGUCAGCAUUUCGCAUCCUCGACGCAGCAACGUCGGAAGAAGCUCGCAGCAGCGGCAGCUCGGUCAAGAACCAAAUCAAAGCCAACGGGCAAUAGUCGGGUACAACAGCAACAGCAGCUAAAAGACCAGCGGGAUCAAAAUCAACUGCAAUCGACAAACAGUGUUGAUGGUGAAUCGUACGGUGCUAGUCAUUACGAUAAAGCAGCUGAGCUUUUGCUUACCUUUUCGCAAUCGGCUACCAGCAGCAGUGGUGCGGCACAAUUAAUGGGAGUCACGUCGGCAAACGUUGGAGGCGAUCCAUCUGGCAUGGGCGUACAGCCGCCAGUUGGUAGUGGAAGCCUUCCGAUGUUGAGUUCCGCCUGUAUGCUGAUUGAAGCGGCUGUUGGCCCAUUAGAAAACGCUUCCACUAUGUUGAUGGGUGGACGUCCCUUGAAUCUACCCAGUUCGGUGAUGCCAUCUACUGCAGUACCGUCUCCGCCCGUGAUUGGGCAGGUGCUAGAGUCACCCGUACCCGCGGAGCAACAAGAUUUCAAGUACCCGGCCAAGGCAAAAACGAAGAAAAGCAUGAGCCGGGAAUGGUUAAGCGGCCAUCAGCUUGCACUGGAGCAGUCCGAUUCAGGUUAUGCGACAACACCGACCGAAGAUCGAAGCAAUGCGAUUGAUGUUGGUUCAUCGUUGCCGCACCAUCGACAGCCGUUACAUUUGAAAACCAACUUCGAUGAUCAAACCGGCGCUGGAGAAGGUGGUAAUAUUAUGAUUGCCGCCAAGAAGGUGGAAGAAUUCAUAAUGCAAAAUUCUCCACAGCCAGAUGAUAAUGCGACAAACUGUGCUUCGUCCGCAUCGGUUGUAAUUUCUUCGUCCAGCCAACACACCGGCCCCGGCAACAAAUGGCCAACGACUGUGUCGUCCAGUGGCGAAGUGAGUACGGGCGGUUCGUCCGAAAAGAUGGAGAGUGCCGCAGUAAAGAAACGUUGGCUCCGGCAAGCCAUAUCGGAGGAAACGGAUGAACAUCCCGGAGGGCCCGGUGUCGGCAUACAUUCAUGUUCUUCGUCGUCAUCUUCGCCACCGCCACCCAAUGGUUUUACCACUCCGCUUAAGAAACGACGUGUUAUUCGGGAAAAUCCAUUAACAUCGGAUUCGAACAAUCAGACCAUUGUUGCAUCAGACUCACAGCACCAGCAGCAGCAUUUGCAACAGCAAAUGUUCGUUUCAGCGAGUGCCUCCAUCGCAUCGAGCUAUACGGACGGUGGCAACUUAGUGGUGGGUGGAGCUAAUAGUGGACCCAACAGCAGUACGAUGUUUUGGGAUCAUUCCGUCUCACCGGAGAAACAGGCGAUGGAUCUUUCCUCUCAUCGCGCCCCACCGAACACUGGUGGACCGGUGAAAAUGCUUACUCCUCUUCACUUUGCUGAUCCUGGACCAAUGCCAACAGCAAGUCCGACUACGCCAUCAGUAACGGUACCGCCAACAGCGACAGUCCCACCAUCGGGGUCACCGGCUCAGGUGGUAUUAGCUGCUCAACAGCAGCCUUCGCCUACCAUUCCCGUUCAUCCCCAGCUACAUAUUGCGGGUGGUGUAGGUGUUACACCGCCAGCGCAUCAGCUACAUCAUCAUCACCAUCCGUACCCACUGUUACAGCAAAUCCGACACCAUGCGCACCACACGAUUUCCCUGGCAAUGGCUACACAAAUGCCGUAUGAACCGAGCGUGGUAAUGGAAGAACCAUCAUCCAGUAGUGUUGAACAACCGUUAGCGGUGAUUGCACCAGAAAUGAAGGAAGUAGAAAAGGAAUCACACUAUACGCCAACAACAGCUGCUUCGGUGUUCACAGGACCGCCACUUGCUGAAGUAAUCGAGGAACAAGUAGUGGAGCAGGAAGUAGACGAGGUGAUCGACCAGGAGGAGGUAAUGGUAGAGCAGGAAGUGAUGGUUGAACAGGACGAAAUAUUGGAACAGGAAGUGGUCGAACAGGAAGUGGCGGUGGAGCAAGAGGUAAUGGACGGUCACGAGCAGCCGAAAAAUGAUUCCACAACUAUCGUCGACGCUUGUGCUGCGUCUGAAGAAACCGAACCGGCGAUGGAAGCAUGCCAAUCGGAGGCAGAGCUUUCGGAACCGGUGAUCGACAGCAAAUCAUCUACACCCAGCAAAGGAAGCCAGAAAUACAUCGAACAUGAUGUAGAUGAUGAGUUCGCCGACCUGGUGGAAGAGAUUGUGCAGGAGUCGUACGUGGUCGAGCAGAAAAAAGCGUCGGCAGAGAAGGCUCUGCAAAAACUGCAACGAGAAGCGGCUAAAGAAUUGGCUAUUUCUCCCGCUGCAGAUGCCGGAACAUUAUCUUCGGAAGCAACGGGAGCAGGGAAAGUACAGGAAAGUACAGACCUCAAAUAUGACCGUGCGAGUGCGAGCUCUGGACCAAUGCCUGAAGCGUGUUCUGUCGUCAAGAAGGCUGAUACGAAGGCUAACAAGGAGUGUCUUAAAGAACAAGAACAACCGGCGAGGCAGGUGCCUUCGGAAGCUUCAAGGAAGAAAGACAACAAAGCCGUUGGUGUUGAGUUCAGCUAUUCCGUAACGGAAUCAGAAAAGAGUGCGGUAAACGAGGACCAACGCGACGGAUCGGGCGUGGAUUCGUUAUCAUCCACGUUUGAUGAAAUUGUGGAAACGAUUGUCGAGGAACGGCUGGCCGCAAUGAACGACGAAUGUCCAACGGAGGUAGUUGACGAGGGUGAACAUGCCAGCGACGAUACGGACGGUGGUGUGGAAGAGGAAUCGGUGCUGGUGUACGUGCAAGAGGAAGAGGAAGUAAGCAACACCAAGGUGCGCAUCGAAGAUGAGGAUAGUGAGGAUGCGCUGAUGCGUGAGGUAGAGGAAGAGAUGCUGGAAAUGAUGUCGGAAACCAGCGUACUGCGAAAGGGUCUAUCAGGCACGAACGAAGAUGAGGAGGAAAGGGACGUACGGUUCAUUGCGGAGGAAGAGGACGAGCCGGUUAAGCCGGCGGUGGUUGUGAAACCUACCAAAAGCGACAGCGCUACUGAAUGGCCAAUACCAACGGUAGUUAGUUGUUCGCCGAAAAAUGUCGCCAAUGGUACGAAAGAGGAAUCGAACACCAAAUCGACACCGCCAAUAACGCGUCCUGCUGCCGCCACGGAAGAUAACGAGCAGACCGAACUUGCCGAUCUGCAAAAGGUGAUUGCGUCGUUCCAUUCCGAGAACAUCAUGAAUCUGAUCUCGAGGAACCGCAGCAAGUCGAAGAAGGGUGGUAGUAGCAGCGUAUCUCCACCGAAUGUAGUUAGAACGCCAUCGGAAGGUGUUACGGUGAAGAAGCAGGUGAAGCUUAACUUCGACCUAUGCGUGAAGGAUGACGCUGUCAAUGUAACAUUGCAAAAGACGACUGCCGGCGCGGAAGCCACGGCUGUCGGAAAUGAAACUACAACUUCUGAGACAAGUUCUCAGGCAUCAAGUUGUAGUGCCACUGUGUUACCACCGAUGGUUUUGCCACCGUCGUCAGUGUCGGUGCUCGCAGCAUCCUCAACAACGGUAGCGACUUCCUCGCUCAUGUCGACAUCAUCAUCACCUUCAAGCAGCGGAAUUGGUAGUAAUUUGCAUACGAUCAAACCGAUUCCUGCCCCUAGCAAUGUGGUCGUGGGUAGUGUCAUUCCAUCGAUAACAACGUUCGGUGGCGAACCGAUCCGUUCGUUCUCAACCCUUCGACCGGAUCCUCCUAUGUCGUCAGCAGGUUUGGUACCGGGAGGACAUCUCAGUACUCUCGGUGGAUACCAUCUGCAUCAGCGUACCGGUACGGGUAGCUCAUCCUUCUUAGACUAUUCACCCGUCGGUUCGGCAGUCACACCGUCGGCUGGAGCGCCGUCGACCGUAGCUACAGGAGCAACCGGUGGAAUCUAUCAGUACCGCUCGGAGGUAUCGAAUCUACUUGAGCGUACCUCAAUGUUGGCACCGCUUCACCGUCCUACGAGCUUCUCGACACUUGGUUCACUAACAUCACCCUUGGUUGGUAGUGGAAGUGUCAAGUCAUCGCUUCUGCUCGGCUCCACCGAAUCGUUAUCAACCCUCGGCAGUACGGCUGCUACAUCCAUCGUAGCCGGCAACCUAACACCGACGGGAACAACUCCACCGGGAGGCUUACCUGCCGUUGGAAGCUAUCCGAAGAUAUACACCAAAACAGCUAGCUCGGAUCCACGGCUUAAUCCGGCACUGGUUGCAGCACCGUCCGGCACGGACGCUACGUCCACCCCUGGAACAAGUCCAGCAAGCGCCCCGAUUACUCCGAAACGCAAACUCUCCAUCACGGAGUAUCGCAAGCGUAAGCUGCAAACUUCCACCGAAGGGAACGCUUCAUCGACGACAAGCACAACACCGACCACCACCACAGGAAUGGGAGCGUCGGCGACACUGUCGCCGUCGGCAGCUAUAGCAUCCGUGUCGGCCCUAUUGGCGGCAUCGAAGGGAAGCAGAAGGGAAGAGUCUACAGCUGGUGGUGGGACGUCUGCCGUGAGCAGCACGAUCAGCAGCAACGAUGUGAGCAGCUCGAUCAGCCGGGAGCUUAUUAUGGCGCUGGAUCUCGACCUACCGGAGGAAGCGAAAUCGGGCGACAAUUCCAACUCUUCGUCAUCUUCGUCCAGUAUCGGUGGUCGCGUUCGGGGUGUGGUGGCCGGUAUUAGCAAUGGAACGUUGGGGAAACUGAGUGGUAAAGAUCCGAGCGGGGGAAGUAUUUCACCGGCGGACCAUGUAACAACAAAUCACCAUUUGCACCAUCACAACCACUAUGAGGGACUGUCGUCCACUGAAGAAAUAACGACCACUUUCAGUGCUACGCCUACCUUGGCCGAGUUACGCAGCGAGGGUGGAAUGUCGGCAGAGCGAUUAAAAUCGCUCAAAUAUUUCCCAUAG
Anopheles marshallii is the source of this 12210-nucleotide messenger RNA. RefSeq lists its product as uncharacterized. Gene Ontology annotation, molecular function: protein binding. NCBI's taxonomy places the organism in Eukaryota, Metazoa, Arthropoda, Insecta, Diptera, Culicidae. The transcript is spliced from 4 exons. The record is from RefSeq and is a predicted model, not a curated record. Bases 1 to 12210 code for a protein of 4069 amino acids.